AUGCGCGUUGCCAUCGCCAGCUUCUGGUGCUACUGCUACUUAAGGCUCUACGGCGCAUUCGGGCUUAUCCCCGGCGUCGCUGCGCUCGCACUCGGGGAGGCCUUCUUCGUGAGGGUUUUCGUGGAGGUCUUCAGCGCGCCGGCGUUCGCUGAGGCCUUCCUCGCGUGGGUGCUCAUGGGGGUACUAUUCUUUUUCGCGCGGGCAAUCUUUGAGGCCUUCUUCACGGGGAUGAUCGCGAAGGCGGGGGCCUUCUUCGUGGGACUGUUCGCGGAUGUAUUCUUCGCGCGGGUGUCCGUGGAGGUCUUCAUCGCGCUGGCACUCGUGGAGUCUGGGGCUGUAUUCGUGGGAGUGUUCGUGAAGGUAUUCUUCGCGCGGGUGCACGUGGAGGUCUUCAUCGCGCCGGUGUUCGUGGAGGCCUUCUUCGCGCGGGUGCUGGCGGAAGUCUUCCUCAUGUGGGUGCUCGCGAGGGUCUUCGUCGGGCGGGUGCUUGUGGGCCUCUCCAAGCGGGCGCCAGCGGGGGCAUUCUUCGUGGGUGUUCACGCAGGUAUUCUUCAUAGCGCUGGAGGUCGUGGAGGGUUCCUUCGCGCGGGUGCUGGCGGUGUCUUCCUCGUGCGGGUGCUCGUGGAGGCUUUCUUUGAGGGGGUGCUCGCGGAGGUAAUCUUCACGAUGGUGCUCGUGGAGGUCUUCUUCAUGCAGGUGCUCGUGGAGGCCUUCUUCGCGUGGGCGGUCGUUGUGGUCGUCUUCGCGCAGGCGCCCGUGGUUGCCUUCUUCAUGCGGUUGCUCGUAGAAGUAUUCUUCGCGGGGGUGCUCGUGGAGGCCUUCUUCAAGCAUGGCCCCCUGGAGGCUUUCUUCUUCGAGAGGCUGCUCGCGGAGGGGGUCUGA
Messenger RNA from Prorocentrum cordatum, 882 nucleotides. The record is from the annotation of a GenBank genome assembly. Lineage: Eukaryota; Dinophyceae; Prorocentrales; Prorocentraceae.